Molecule: messenger RNA, 1808 nt
Organism: Stegodyphus dumicola
Lineage: Eukaryota; Metazoa; Arthropoda; Arachnida; Araneae; Eresidae
Product: cGMP-dependent protein kinase, isozyme 1-like
Biological process (GO): protein phosphorylation
Molecular function (GO): ATP binding; cGMP-dependent protein kinase activity
Source: RefSeq, a predicted model, not a curated record
AAGAUUACAGGAGCAACUCUAUUUAAUAUUGAAGUAAAAGAUUAUCUCGCUAAAUUAGCGAGAUAUCGUCAAGCCGGCGACAGUUUGUGUGACCCACUUUGCUGCCAAAUUUGACGAGAAAGUGCGACAUGCCCCCAAACUCGGAAACCAUAUUCGGCUUUAAUAUGCCUUCCAGUAAUUUUGAGACUGGAAGAUACUACAGAUUUCUCUGCAACCAGAGGAAAACUAUGUAAGUUCAAAGAGAAACCAGUUCUUAGCUUUAGUCCACAGCUGAGUUCAGAGUAGAGAUCUCCGCGCGAGCUUCUCCUUUUAGAUUCUCUGGAUUUGCAUUGCAUUGUGUUUAAUGUUCUUAGUAGUUUAGAGUGUAACUACUGAUUGUGCUCUGUGAUACUGAGAAUAGCUUUAUGAUUACUUCUGGGGAAGUUUCAGAACUGAAAAGUAUAUUUUUUGUGGGAAUAAAUUUUAUCAAGCUAUCAUCGGUUUUGUGUUCACUCAAUCCAUUUCGAACCCGUGUGCACACAACAAUAGAUGUACGUCUGUUUUCAGUGUAAGUAGUCUAUAUUUUGAUCAUUUCUAGAAAUUAGUUUUUAAUCCAUUAAGUAUAAACCUGAUGGCUUGGUAUUGAAUUUUAAAUCACUUAUAUUUCAGGCGAACGGUCGAGAAGUAUUAAUAUGCAAUUAAAUCCUAACAUAAAUAAGUCCCUUUUGCUAAAUGGUGACAUUGAACACCGUAGAAAGCAAGACGUGAAAAGUGAGUUAUACUCCAGAAUUUCCUGAUCGGGGAUAUGAAGCUACUGUCCAACUACAUCAAAAGUAAUGUAUAGAAAAUGAGUUAAAAUGAUCUGUAACAAGAUGCUUAUAAACAAAAAUAAUGGAGCUCAGAUUUUCGCUCAAAAGACAACAAAUAAUACCCAAAUAAGUGUGACAAGGAAAAGUGAUCAGCAUUAUUUAUACCAGAGGCGAACUUAAUCAUCAGAUGAAUAUCAAUGAAGUCGUAACAGAGCCUGAGCUAUUGCCUCCACGCCAUGUACUCAUACAGAUGACUGGGCUGUAGACUUUGGUUUCGCAAAAAUUUUACCUAGCGGUCGUAAAACAUGGACAUUCUGUGGAACACCUGAGUAUGUAGCUCCAGAGAUAAUCCUCAAUAGGGGCCAUGAUAAAGCAGUUGAUUUCUGGGCUCUUGGCAUCAUGAUGUACGAGUUGCUCACUGGAACACCGCCGUUCUGCGCUUUCGAUCCAAUGAAGACCUACAAAAUCAUUCUGAAAGGUAUCGAUGCGUUGGGCUUUCCGAACUACAUCAGCAAGAAUGCUGUAUCCUUGAUGCGGCGGCUCUGCAAGGAGAACCCUUCUGAAAGACUAGGUUACCAGAAGGGUGGUAUUACCGACAUAAAAAAACACAAGUGGUUCCAAGGAUUUGACUGGGAUGGACUAAGAAACAGGACAUUAACACCACCGAUAGUGCCAAAAUCUUACGAAAAAGAAAAGGAGCGUCUUCGAAGGCUGUUUCAAGAGGGGAGUACUGAAGAAGAGAGUGAAACAUCAAAGGUAACUGACUCAGAAGAUGAUGCAUCUCAUGAAUACGAAGAAAGCGAUCAUCAGACAGACAGCGGGGAAACGGAUUACGAUGUAAGUGGCCUAAAAAAUAAACAUAGUUUUAAACGCGAUAGAACUAUAAAAUGAGAUAGAAGAGACAAUUAGGUUCUACAGGAUUCAGGACAAGAAAGCAUGAUUUUGUUAUUUACAGGAAGCAAGUAGAUUCCCAAAUUAGAUAAAUGAUCAAGAGAACGUUCUAUCUUAUGGAUAAUGAAA